This is a messenger RNA of Rasamsonia emersonii CBS 393.64, 375 nucleotides long. RefSeq lists its product as uncharacterized. The record is from RefSeq and is a predicted model, not a curated record. The annotation marks the transcript as partial. Lineage: Eukaryota; Fungi; Ascomycota; Eurotiomycetes; Eurotiales; Trichocomaceae. The transcript has a single exon.
AAAGAAGAGAGAGAGAGAGAGAGAGAAGGGGGAAUAUCUCAAGAUUUGUUCUGGUGUAGCAGCCAGGUGAGAAGAUCGACCUUUGUUGCCACUGCGACUGGCUUCAUCGUGCCCUCGCUGUCCCUUUCGGUUACAACUGCGGCACUGUUCCACUCAAAGAAUCGAUUCAGCACGCUCAGUGGAGUGUCCCAUGUAAUCUCGAUGAAUUUGCGGUUUUUGCCCCGCGGUUUUCUUCGCCCUGUUGUCUUUGAGGGCUCUCCGUUCUCGCUCGAGUCGAUUGCAAGGAUGUCUCGGGGAUCCGUGACCACCUCGGUCAGUUUCGAGAAAUCGAACAUGACCUCCGAGACAGGAGUCUUCCCAGUUGCGCGUCCAUGA